AGUGGGACACCCUUGUCCUCCCACUUUCCCUUCCCUCCCCCGACCCGCUCGAAGUAAAAAGACCAACCCUGGUGCUUAACUUUCUUUACCUCCGUUUCGCCUCAAGUCAGAGAAUGGCUGCAUUUUUUAAAUCCCUGCGCAAUGUUAAGAAUGAGAUCGUUCUGUUUUCUACGCCGUUUCUUCUUCUCCCGCUGCCCUUGGUCAUUGGAACAAAGGAGGCAGGAUGUGCCUAUGUGAUCAUCCUGAUGGCAGUUUAUUGGUGCACAGAGGCCCUACCCCUGGCUGUCACUGCCCUGCUCCCUGCAGUCCUCUUCCCCAUGUUUGGCAUCAUGCAGUCCAAAGACGUGUGUAUGCAAUACCUGAAGGACACAAACAUGUUGUUUGUGGGUGGACUGAUGGUGGCUGUAGCAGUGGAACACUGGAACCUGCACAAGCGCAUUGCCCUCCGAGUGUUGCUCUUAGUAGGGGUGCGCCCUGCUCUGCUGAUGCUGGGUUUCAUGGGGGUGACAGCGUUCCUGUCCAUGUGGAUCAGUAACACAGCCACCACAGCCAUGAUGGUGCCCAUCGUCCAGGCUGUUCUGAAGCAGCUCAACAGCUACCCAGAGUCUGAGGUCCCCGUGAUCCGAAGUACCGAGGAGAACUCCCCGCCUCAGGAGACCACUGAGUCCAAACAGACUGAGAAACACACGGAGGGAACCGUGGUGAUAACCUGUUUAGACCCGUCCACGGAGGCUAUCAGGCGUAAGGAGGCUGCAGAGAAGAAGAAGAUGUGUAAGGGCAUGACGCUGUGUGUUUGCUAUGCGGCCAGCAUCGGGGGCACUGCCACCCUCACAGGAACCGGGCCCAACCUGGUGCUCACAGGCCAGAUGAACCAGCUGUUUCCUAACAAUGGAGAUGUCAUCAAUUUUGCCUCCUGGUUCGGCUUUGCUUUUCCCAACAUGAUCUUAAUGCUCACACUGGCUUGGCUCUGGCUGCAGUUUGUCUUCAUGGGAUUCAACUUUAAGAAGACGUGGGGCUGUGGAGUGGUGAAGACGGAGAAGGAGAUCGCUGCGUAUAAUGUGAUCAAGGAGCAGCACGGUCAGCUGGGAACCAUGUCAUUUGGAGAGCUCAGUGUCCUGGGUCUGUUCAGCAGUCUGGUCGUGCUGUGGUUCACCAGAGAUCCUGGCUUCAUGGCGGGCUGGGCCACACACGUCUUCAACACCGAUGCAGAGUACGUAACUGACGCCACGGUGGCAGUGUUCAUUGCUGUUCUUCUCUUUGUCCUGCCUUCCAAGCCCCCACGCUUCUUCUGCAGGAGAUCAUAUAGCUAUGACACAGAGUCCCAGCCCUUAGCUGGCCAAACCCCAGCUCUUCUCACCUGGAAGGUUGCACAAAAGAAGUUACCCUGGAGCAUUGUUCUUCUCCUGGGGGGAGGGUUCGCCCUGGCUAAGGGCAGUGAGGAGUCAGGUCUGUCUCGAUGGAUGGGAGAUCAGAUGACUCCACUUCACACCAUCCCACCCUGGGCCAUCGCUAUCAUCCUGUGCCUGCUCAUUGCCACCUUCACAGAGUGCACCAGUAAUGUGGCCACAGCCACUCUCUUCCUACCCGUCCUCGCCUCAAUGUCCCAGUCCAUUGGAAUGAAUCCUCUAUAUGUCAUGGUGCCAUGCACUCUCAGUGCCUCCUUUGCCUUCAUGCUACCUGUGGCCACUCCGCCCAAUGCUAUCGUCUUCUCAUAUGGCUACCUCAAGGUUUCUGACAUGGCGAGGACGGGUCUGGUGAUGAACAUCAUUGGCAUCCUGUGCAUCACACUGGCCAUCAACAGCUGGGGCAGGGCCAUGUUCCACUUGGACACCUUCCCUAUCUGGGCCAAUACUACCGGAGUGUGAGGGGCUGGACACAGACCAUGAUGAACACACACUGUCUUUCCCAGUCACAUUCAUCAAGAGUACUUGAUAAGCUGGUGUUGGGAGAAUCUCCUAAGGACACUUGAAUCACCCAGUAAACUGAAUGGAUGGAUAUUAUUCAAGAGAAGAGUGAUGGAGGGUGAAAAGUAGCACUACUGUAUGUUGUUUUUUUUGCUGUAAUGUGUUAUUCAGAUAAUGGACAGUUCCGUGUGUAAUGACCAAGUAUUUACUCCAUCAAAUGAAGCAUUUUUAACUCCUUAGAGGUGGCCUGGGUUCUGUCUUACACCUUAGUUUGUUAUAUCUUAAGACCCAGAGACGCUUAGAAACAAUUUGGGGAUUGAAGUUAAAGCUAAACAUUUAAUUUGCACAGAAUAGCGUCUGAUCUGUAUUUCCCUGACCAAGGGUAAUGCAUGUCAUCUCCUCUGGCUUAUCAGACUUACAGAAGAAAGUUAUUUUUGCAAGCACUCAGUGGUGAAACCUGGAGCAGUGUACUUCUAAUGUUGCUUUCAAUACUGUAUGACUGGACAAUCUGAGAUCCCUAUGUACAGACUGUCCUUAUCUAUAAUCAUUGGAGCUCAAAAUGAAUUUAUGAACAUACUGUACAAUUUUUAUCUUCUGACAUUUUGUAACAUAAAUGUUAUAGUAAUAUAUUUUGAUCAAAGGUUGUAUUUAUUAGAUGUAAUAUAAUGUAGUUAGUUCAUUUUUAUAUGGUAUUUGCAACUGCAUAGGCAAAAUUAUCUAAAAUGUCAAAGGAAAUGUCUGGGCUGCUUACAGUUACAAUGUAUGUUAGGUUCCUACAAUCAUGUCGACAGUACAGUAGAAUAAGAUGUCACUGGUUUCACACAUUGUUAAAACCUGGUUGUUUGAAAUAAAAUAAAAAAAUGAUGGUGGUUAUGUGUA
Esox lucius (northern pike) is the source of this 2783-nucleotide messenger RNA. RefSeq names its product solute carrier family 13 member 5b (gene slc13a5b). NCBI's taxonomy places the organism in Eukaryota, Metazoa, Chordata, Actinopteri, Esociformes, Esocidae. The transcript has 12 exons. The record is from RefSeq and is a predicted model, not a curated record. Gene Ontology annotation, molecular function: citrate transmembrane transporter activity; succinate transmembrane transporter activity; sodium:dicarboxylate symporter activity. The coding region runs from base 114 to 1865 and encodes 583 amino acids. Gene Ontology annotation, cellular component: membrane. Gene Ontology annotation, biological process: citrate transport; monoatomic anion transmembrane transport.